UCAAGUAAGGUGAAAUGUAAUAAGAAUGUAUAUUCUGAGUCACAGUAGUUUUCAUGAAUUAUUUGUACAAUAAGUGUCAUUCUAUGUUUGAUUUGAUUAACGAAAAUAGAAUCUUAAUGAGGCUUAUCGCAUGGAUGAACAUGAAACAAGUUUGAUAUAUCAAAUAUGUAAUCUCUGUCUGUGUAUUUAUCUUAAAUGUUUUGUGAACAAUGCAUACAAUGAGACGUUUUAUGUCAGUUAUAACAAUUACAAUACUGGUAAUAUGGUUUUAUAUACAUUUCGUAAGAGUUUCUAGGUAUGGAGUUUAUUCGAAUCAUUCAAGGAAAUUGAUGCCUAAAAUGAUGGAUUUGUUCAGAUCUGAAAGCAUUGCCGAUAACAAAUUUCAAAGUGGUGUUGAACUAUUGAUGGGAAAUACUGGUAUUAAAAAUACGAAAAAGAAAGUGACGCAUGUUGCAGAUGUGGUACAAAACACUGGAGUUUCAAAUAUAUUGGAGCAAAUCAGAAGGGAGCCCGGAAACAUGUCUUUGUUGUAUGCAGCUCAACGAGAAAUAAAUAUUUAUUUACAAAACAUUGAAGCGAAGUAUAUAAAAGAUAAGGAUUAUGUUCCCCAGCAACAACAUUUUUCAAACCCUUUAGAAAAAACUAAAGGACAUCCAGAUCCUGAACGACAUCGACAUUCACCAGGAAGCAAAACGGAAACCUCCGAAUCGUUGGUAAUAAACACCGCUCUCAGUAAACGUAUUGGACAAAAGGGGGAUGUGUUAGACACCCUACAUCACAACCUUAAAAAGAUACCACUAAAUGAUCUUCAUAGAAAAGUUCUUGUAAAACAACCUAGUUCAUCAAAAAAGCAACUGUAUGUUUCUAGAUUACCACUUACGGGUGUUAUCCGUCAAGGAUUAGAAGAAGCUAUAGACCCUUCGCCAAAUCUAUUGAUAAAACAAUAUCCCAGUCACGAUAACACUUUCACAAGACAGCGAAUUUUCAUCCCAAAAGAAGGCACUGAAAACCAAACAAAUGACUUAGGACAAAGCCAUGACUUUCUUAAUCUAGAUUUUGGACAUGCGCAAAACAAUUCUGAUCAGCAAUCUUUCGUUCUCGAAAAAAACAAUGCACAGCCAAUUGCUAUAAUGCGCAGGCAAUACAUCAACCUCAAAAAUGAUUUUACAAUGCUUAUUGACAGAGAAAAUCUGAAGACCUUAUUUCCACCUACUCCGCAUCAGAAAAGCGUACAAAAAAUCAGGGAUCAAACAUGCAAUAACUGUUUUGUUCAUAAUUUUAGUUAUAUAAUCAACAAUGCUAAUAUCUGUCAAAGAAAAAGUCCAAUGGACAGUAUUUUUCUUUUUAUAAUGAUAUUUACGACACACGAAAAUUUCGAACAGCGAGAUGUUAUUCGAAAAACAUGGCUUACAUACGCGAGUCAAAAUACUGGCCAUAUACGAUAUGCGUUUUUGCUCGGCGAAUCCACUCACGAUGAUCUACAUGAAAAAGUGUUACAAGAAAACUCCAUUCAUCAUGAUAUACUUAAAGAAGAUUUUGUCGACACUUACAUGAACUUAACGUAUAAGACAAUAAUGGGAUUUAAAUGGGUAGUUACUCAUUGUCCAACAGCUCAGUAUGUUUUUAAAACGGAUGACGAUAUGUUUAUCAAUAUACCAAAUUUGAUGAAAUUUUUAGAACAAUCUGGCGAAGAGUUAGACAAUGUGAUUGCCGGAAGUUGCUUUAUUGAUGCAUAUCCAGACAGAGAUAAUACCUCAAAAUGGUUUGUAUCAAAAGACGAGUAUAAGGAGAAAAUGUACCCAAGUUUCUGUUCGGGAACAGGUUAUCUUACUAGUAUGAACGUUGUUGAUAAGAUAUACAGGAUAUCACCCAAUGUGGCAUUUUAUUUCCUUGAAGACAUUUACAUUGGGUUUUGUCUUCGACAAAUUGGUGGCACGAUUAAAGAUGUUAAAGGUUUCCAUAACUAUGAACCGGAACUUGAUUCAUGUGCAUACAAAGGAGAUGGUUUGAUUACAGCACAUUGGAUAACACCUGAAAAAAUGGAAGAAAUAUGGAAAUCAAAAUGUUUUCACAUUUAUUAAUGUACAACAGCAAUCUAAAUAUUGUGACAUGUCUUUUAAUGAUUUAAGUUAUUAUGCCUCUAAUUGGAAAUUUUAUUUUUUUUAAGAAAAGAAAUUAAAAUUAUUCAUUGAAGUAUAGCAAAAUAUAGUUAAAUAUAUAUAGUAUUUAAAGAUUAUGAAAUAUUUUUAUGAAGUUUAUUGAUAGUUAAUUAAUAUUGUUCCCAUAAUAAUUAUGGCAGUCAAUCCUCGAGAGUUGU
Molecule: messenger RNA, 2317 nt
Organism: Ruditapes philippinarum (Manila clam)
Lineage: Eukaryota; Metazoa; Mollusca; Bivalvia; Venerida; Veneridae
Exons: 1
Coding region: 210-2081 (623 amino acids)
Cellular component (GO): membrane
Molecular function (GO): hexosyltransferase activity
Source: RefSeq, a predicted model, not a curated record